Molecule: messenger RNA, 1805 nt
Organism: Polyodon spathula (Mississippi paddlefish)
Lineage: Eukaryota; Metazoa; Chordata; Actinopteri; Acipenseriformes; Polyodontidae
Product: thyroid transcription factor 1-like
Exons: 2
Coding region: 157-1191 (344 amino acids)
Biological process (GO): regulation of transcription by RNA polymerase II; cell differentiation
Cellular component (GO): nucleus
Molecular function (GO): DNA-binding transcription factor activity, RNA polymerase II-specific; RNA polymerase II cis-regulatory region sequence-specific DNA binding
Source: RefSeq, a predicted model, not a curated record
UCCACUCAAUCCAAUUAAGGCGGACUUCAGGCACUCUCUUACGUGUUCACCCAACAAGAUCGACGCUGAGACAACACUACCAGAGCUUUUGCAAGACCUUUUUUUUUUUUUUUUUUUGCCUCGCCUUCUACAUUUUCCCUCUCCAGGCACAAAACAAUGUCGAUGAGCCCCAAGCAUACGACUCCUUUCUCAGUUUCUGAUAUCUUGAGUCCCCUAGAGGAGAGUUACAAGAAAGUGAGCAUGGAGGGCAACAACUUGGGGGCUCCCCUGUCAGUUUACCGGCAGUCUCACGUCUCUCAGGCAUCCAUGCAGCAACAGCACCAUAUGGGGCAUAACGGGACGGUGCCCGCCACCUACCACAUGGCAGCGGCGGGUGUACCUCAGCUUUCUCAUUCAUCCAUGGGGGGUUACUGUAACGGUAACCUGGGUACUUUGGGCAACAUGAGCGAGCUUCCGCCAUACCAGGAAACAAUGAGAAACAGUGCAUCAGCCACAGGAUGGUAUGGAGCCAAUCCCGAUCCGCGCUUUUCUUCAAUUUCCCGCUUCAUGGGCCCAUCCUCUGGAAUGAACAUGAGCGGUAUGGGAAGCCUGGGCUCUUUGGCAGACGUUGGCAAAGGCAUGGGACCUCUGCAGAGCACUCCAAGGAGAAAGCGCAGGGUGCUUUUCUCGCAAGCCCAAGUUUACGAGCUAGAAAGACGAUUCAAGCAACAGAAAUACCUCUCGGCACCGGAAAGAGAACAUUUGGCCAGCAUGAUCCACCUCACUCCAACUCAGGUCAAAAUUUGGUUCCAGAACCAUCGGUACAAGAUGAAACGCCAAGCCAAAGACAAGGUGACCCAACAGCAAAUGCAACAGGACGCCAGCUCUUGCCAACAACAGCAGCAGUCUCCAAGAAGAGUGGCCGUACCAGUUUUAGUGAAGGAUGGCAAGCCAUGCCAAGGAGGCACACAUACGCCAACAACGGGCGCCCAGAACCACCACCACCAGCAAACAACUAGCGCCACGAAUAAUUCAGGAAUUGGGCAACAUCAGCAGACAGGGAGCGCAUGCCAUUCACCAGAUUUAGGCCACUCCUCUAGCCCUCUCUCCCUUCACAGCCAGGUCUCCAGUUUGUCUCACCUAAACUCUUCUGGUUCUGAUUAUGGCACCGCCAUGCAGUGCUCUGCCUUAUUAUAUGGUAGGACCUGGUGACAAUGUAAUAUAACUAAGACGUGUAUAUGAUAACGGACAGAGUCAUCUCUGCAUUUCCUAAGUAUAUGGUUUACUUUGGGAUGGGUUUGCAGGCUACUCUUCGUCUACAAAAAGUGAUGAAUGUUCAAUCUGUAAGUGGAGUUUGGAAGGAUUUAUUUUACAGUGAAUGUGAAUAAUAUCCCUGAUUCGAAAUAAACUCUUAUACAAGAGACAUGUAUCUGUAAAAGUUGACACGUAAAUAUCCGAUACCGAGGAAACUGGAAGAAGAAGUCGUAACAGUGUUAAUGCAAAGGAAGAUUUGUGGGCAUACAAAGACAUUUGUAGGGUAAAUUAACUUGGCUUAACUUUUUAAUAGAUUUUAAUGUAAAACGUAGCUGUAUAUUCCUGUAAAAGGUUUGCAUUGGAUACAUAGUUUUUAGCAAGCUGUAUAUUAUGUUUUUUUUUUUUUUUUUUUUUAAUGGACAUUUGAAGGCUGUCUGUACCACAAUUAAGUUUAUUUGUUAUUUGACCGCGUAUUUUUUCCUCCUCUUGUAACUUAUAUAGAGAUUUGGCUUGAAUAUAGUCAUACCAAGCUUCUAAUAAAUUAUGAAAAUAAUAUUCAGAUUCAUGUAUUG